Messenger RNA from Tachysurus fulvidraco (yellow catfish), 1864 nucleotides. RefSeq names its product NCBP2 antisense 2 (head to head) (gene ncbp2as2). Lineage: Eukaryota; Metazoa; Chordata; Actinopteri; Siluriformes; Bagridae. The coding region runs from base 191 to 451 and encodes 86 amino acids. The record is from RefSeq and is a predicted model, not a curated record. The transcript has 2 exons.
GUUGUAGUUACUACAGGCAACUGUUUAAAAAUUAAUAUUUCGCCUAAAACACUAUUUUCUAUGUGGCACGUUGAUGACGACCUCUAUGGGGUCCUUCGCUUCGGAUUUAAUGCGGCACUGAGCGUUAAUCGAGCACCGAGUAGUCGAUCAGGAUCUUGAGAACGUUAGAGUUUUCCUACGCAGCGCCAUCAUGGUGUUACAGAGGCUCGUGCACGCGUUAAUAAACCACGCGCAGCUCGUGGACAAGUUGGCGGAGUCACGUGUCAUCCGUCGCGCGGCGCAGCUCACCGCGUUCGCCAUGACGCGCGCGCACAUCGCCGGUAAGGACGCGGCGUGUCGGUUACGCGCAGGCGCACUGAGUCAGAAAGGCAUCAAACUCCGAGACACCUUCAUCAGGGAGGUGAAGGACGGCAUGAGAGACGCGUCACGACACGUCAGAGACAAGAAGUGAUCGGUGUCGGGGUCUAAAACUAAAGCUGCAGGAAGUGUGUGUGUGUGUGUGUGUGUGUGUGUGUGUGUGUGUGUGUGUGUGUGUGUGUGUGUGUGUGUGUGUGUGUGCAUCUUUCACCUGGGACUUAAAAGCUGCUUCAAAUAAAUAAAUAUAUUAAAAAAAAAAAAUCAGCCCUGGAAUUCUGGCAGAUUUCUUUUUCUCCUUCAGUCUUUCAUCAAUGACCUUCACACCCAGAUGUGCGAUCCAGAUGUACUCUCUCUCUGUGUCUCUCUCUCUCACGGUCUGUCUGUGUGUGUGUGUCUCUGUGUCUAUGUCUCUCUCUUCACACUCUGUCUCUCUCUUCUUUUUCCACGUUGGAGCAUCAGUGAGAUCAGGACAUUGGAGGUUCAUUGGGGUCGAGUUUGGGUCUUAAUCCUUAUUUGCAUUCCAACUCUCUACAGUAUCUUACACACACUUUCUGCACUCACACUUCCUUUGCCACAGCUUGUGAUUUUAGAUUUAAUUCCUAUGACAUAAAUCCAUCAUUAAGCACUCGGGCUGCUCCAUAAAACAUUACUACGGUCCACAUCCAUGACGAGUGCUGUGACCGUACGUUCGGCCUUCUUUGGCCCGUUUUAGCUUGGAGCUCAUUUUUAAUCCGACCCUUUUGGGAAAAGAAAGGAGACAAAAUCUCUCCGUCUAAUGUUUUUUCUUGGUUUAUUUUGACACUUCACACUCCAGGUAAAAAGUCGAUUGAUUUCUUAUUGGUUAGAAAUUCAGACCCAAACACCUAGAUUCCAAAAUCAUGAUUCAUGUUAGCGGUGCUGCUUCAAUCACAGACACCAAAGCUUAUUUUUUCCCCCUUUAAGCCAAUGGUUCUCACCGUGGAGUCCUAGAGUCCAGAUUUACACUGUUGGAAAUCACAACUAUCCACAUGAUGAAGUUUAAUAUAUUUAGACGCUGAAUCACCGGUCGACUCGGACCUCACGUGUUCUGUCAGGGGCAGAAUCAAGAAGAGAAAACAUCACGGGUCAAAACCAAUAAAAAUCUGUAUAAUGGUCAUCGAAUGAUGGCACAGGAUAUGGAUUUUUUUGAUUAGUGGACCAUUUUGUCUUACACCAGCGUUCACACUGAUCCGGUCCAGAUUCAGUGACUAAAUGUGUUAUAAAGGAACAAGAAACUUACAGAGACUUUUGAGAUAAAAUACUGAAAAGCUGCUAAUAAUAUGAUAUUCCACAUAACAGCAAGUCCAAAAUCUUCAGCUUUAAAUAACACACAAACACCGUUCUGUAUGAGAAACUGGUUUAUUUGUUGAAUUCAACCGCUGCCCCUCCUCGGGUUUGUUCGGAUUAAUGGAAUGAAUCAGAUCAGUACGGUUAUUUACAUGGAUUUAUUUUUCAGUCCCAAAGUGUCCCUAUAAAGCAGAGGUGGUGA